AUGAAUCAGAUGAACCAUCGCCGAAGCGAAGGCGCUCGAGGUCGCGAGACUCGGGCGCUAACAGUGGUGUCGGUUCUCCUAUGGACAACACUUCGCAACGAGGUGCCAGUCCUUCUGUCGGCAACGUCGCAGGAAGAGCGGGACCGCAGUGUCUUGCGUCUCGCUCCCGAGAAGAAGGCAUGGCUGCCUCCAAAAUCCGUCAUGGAUCACUUGUCGGCGACGACGAGUGAUCGUUAUCGAACACGAUUGUUCGAUUCGUCAAGGAUCCAUCACCUUGACCCCAGCGCGAAAAACUAUCGCGCUGAACAUGAAUUCUUCAUCGAUGCUUUCUUCAGACAUCGAUGGUACAGUGGGAAUCACAAGCGUGAUGGUCCCUCACUACUUCAAGCGUGGAACGCCUACAUCCAUAACCUUGAGGAUGUAGGUCGUGACGCUUGGAACGACAAACUUAUCAAAGCUCGUGUUAAGUUUGAAAAGCGAACCCCGACAGGUGCACGCUACAAGCUGCAUCGUCUGUCAAGGGAGAAAGGAUUACCCUGCCUCUCUUGGGGAGACUCGUGCCCGUGUUGUGUGAACAACUUUGCACGAGCACCUAAGGAGGCUUACCUCCUUAAUAGCCCGUGGUGGCGCGUACGUAUCUCUAGUGAGAUGUACGAAGGGAUUGACUACCUGAAAUCCCUUUACGACCGUGCCGGGAAGACUUUCUCCGGCGGUCCUUCUGCGGCACAGGAUGUGCCGCAUCGUACUGCUCAACCAGACCCAGUACGUCAAUCAUCAGUUGGGAGCGGGCUCCCAAGUAUCCCAGGACGGGGGAUAGCCGCGCCACCGGACGAGAUAACUCGUCCGACGUCCGUUCACGUCGCGGUGGUUCAACAGCUGCUCAACUAG
This is a messenger RNA of Peronospora matthiolae, 888 nucleotides long. Lineage: Eukaryota; Oomycota; Peronosporomycetes; Peronosporales; Peronosporaceae. The record is from the annotation of a GenBank genome assembly.